This is a messenger RNA of Equus caballus (horse), 1738 nucleotides long. RefSeq names its product paired box 1 (gene PAX1). Lineage: Eukaryota; Metazoa; Chordata; Mammalia; Perissodactyla; Equidae. Gene Ontology annotation, molecular function: DNA-binding transcription factor activity, RNA polymerase II-specific; RNA polymerase II cis-regulatory region sequence-specific DNA binding. The record is from RefSeq and is a predicted model, not a curated record. Gene Ontology annotation, biological process: regulation of transcription by RNA polymerase II; anatomical structure development.
AUGAAGUUCACGCUGGGCCUGGGGUCGCGGGCCUGGAGAGUGUCCUGGGAGCGGGCGGCGGCGGCGGCGGCGGGCCCGGGGGCGGGCGGCGGCGCGCUCGGCGGCGGCGCACAGCGCGUUUCUAGCCCGCGGCCGGGCCGCCGCGGCUCUCGGCUCGCGCGCGCCCUCGCUCUAUGCCUCUCCCGCGGCGGCGGCGCCCGAGCUCUCCCGGACUGCGCCGGGCCCAGCCCCGGCCGCCCCGGCGCCAGGCAGCUGGCUGGCCCGCGCGCCAUGGAGCAGACGUACGGCGAGGUGAACCAGCUGGGCGGUGUGUUCGUCAACGGCCGCCCCCUGCCCAAUGCCAUCCGUUUGCGCAUCGUGGAGCUGGCGCAGCUGGGCAUCCGACCCUGUGACAUCAGCCGGCAGCUUCGCGUAUCCCACGGCUGCGUGAGCAAGAUCCUGGCGCGCUACAACGAGACAGGCUCCAUCCUGCCCGGGGCCAUUGGGGGCAGCAAACCCCGCGUCACCACCCCCAACGUGGUCAAACACAUCCGGGACUACAAGCAGGGCGACCCUGGCAUUUUUGCCUGGGAGAUCCGCGACCGGCUGCUGGCCGACGGCGUCUGCGACAAGUACAAUGUGCCCUCUGUGAGCUCCAUCAGCCGCAUCCUGCGCAAUAAGAUUGGCAGCCUGGCGCAGCCCGGGCCCUACGAGCCGAGCAAGCAGCCGCCGCCGCAGCCAACGCUGCCCUACAACCAUAUUUACCAGUACCCCUACCCCAGCCCCGUGUCGCCCACGGGUGCCAAGAUGGGCAGCCACCACGGGGUCCCGGGCACAGCAGGUCACGUCAGCAUCCCCCGUUCAUGGCCCUCAGCGCACUCGGUCAGCAACAUCUUGGGCAUCCGGACGUUUAUGGAGCAAACAGGGGCUCUGGCCGGGAGCGAAGGCGCCGCCUACUCCCCCAAGAUGGAAGACUGGGCCGGCGUGAACCGCACGGCCUUCCCCGCCACCUCAGCAGUGAAUGGGCUCGAGAAACCUGCCUUGGAGGCCGACAUUAAAUACACUCAGUCGGCCUCCGGCCUCUCCGCAGUGGGCGGCUUCCUCCCGGCCUGCGCCUACCCGGCCUCCAACCAGCACGGCGUGUACAGUGCGCCGGCCGGCGGCUACCUCGCCCCGGGCGCGCCCUGGCCUCCGGCGCAGGCCUCCCCGCUGGCGCCCCCCGGGGCCGGCGUCACCGUGCACGGCGGAGAGCUCGCGGCGGCGAUGACCUUCAAGCAUCCCGGCAGAGAAGUGGCCGACCGGAAGCCGCCCAGCCCUGGUGGCAAGGCCCCGGACGGCCUCAGUAGCUUACACGGACUGCCCAUCCCGGCCUCGACCUCCUAGGGCAGCGCUUCCCCGAGCCCGAGCCCCGAGGAAGAGGCGGACUGGUGGGCCGACCGGGGCGCGCAGGACCGAGGACACGCCGAGGAGGUGCCCGGAGCCGGCCCGCGGGGGGCGCGCCCGUCAGCCGCCAGGCCUCGCCCUGCCCUCCGGCCCUGCGGCCACACCUCCUUGGUUGGCCAGGGACUUUGGGCUUUUCUGAACUUUGGCUUUAGGCUGUCGCACCCUUGUCGCGAUCUUGGCUCCGACGUGGCCUCCCUCGCUCUGUCAGCCUCAAGCUUCUCUUCCGACUUCUCCCGGGAUUGUUCGGCACCCUCCUUCCCUCCUUCUUCCCUUGUCUUUUCUCUCUCUUUCCUGCUGUCCCUCGCUUCGCUUUUUC